GUAUUAAAGAGUGUUGGUGUGUGAGGCGAGCGUUCUACAGUUGAUAGCUCGACAGGGAGGAUGUACCGCUCCCGUGUGUCUCCGUAUGGCCAGGGCAGUAUGGAGAGACAUCAUCACCAUGUGGUCCUACACGGUGUGUGUAUCGCUCUGGCCAUGUUUAGCCAGGUGGCUUCCGAGACCUUCCAUGUUCUAGCAUCAGGGACCAACUCUGGCGGUCUGUUUAUGACCACAUUGGAUAAUGUCUCUGAGUCCUUUCCUCUGGAGGUGACCAUGGACUGCUGGGCAGACAACACCUGGAUCAUGCUUCGGCUAUGGAGCAGUGCUUGGCUCAUACACUCUCUUUUUACUGUGUUCCAGAGGAAUGUGUUUGGUCCAGUCUCCUGCAACCCUGAGAUUCACCCUCCGUCAUUCUAUCUGAUCUGGACUAUGAUCAACGUGGCAAAGAUCACCUGGCUGUUUCUUUGGGACAGGCAUGACCUUCUACCAUCCCUGUUUUUUAAAUGGGUUAUGCCAAUUCACAGCUUCCAAAUGCUGUACGUGUCCUACCGAAACCUGCACAAUCACAGAACCUGGCUGGCCAUCAAUAACCCUAAAGAACCCUGGUGGACCCGCUAUCUGACCCAAAAUGGACUGGCUGUAUUUGGCUGGUGGACUCUUCUGGAGGCCCUGGUCAGUCUGGGAGUUGUGCUGAGGUACCAGGCUGGGCUACCCGAUCCUCUGGUCAGCUCAAUGGUGCUCACUCUACUUCUCCUGGGGAUGCUCAUCUGGUUUGUCUUUGAGAGCUUCAUAUUCUCCAAGUACAUCCGCUACACGUUUACGGUCUACCCUGUGUUGAUUGUGGGCCUGGGAGCCAUGUUCACCAGAAGCUAUCGUGUCCAUGACCUUGCUCCUAACACAGUCUACUGUGGCUUCCUCAUGCUCGCGGCAACUAUCCUGAACUGUAUCCGUUUGAUCGCUGCAUGCUUUUACCCAGAUGACACCUCCAGCUAUUUGACCAAGGAGCCCAACCGUAAACCUGACUUCUGCAAGACUGUAUGCCAACCGAUGGGGAAGGAUAGCACUAUGGCUUCACAAACUGAUUUUGUGAAUCCUGUCUUCUGUAAUAACUUAGACAAUUAACAGAGGGUACGGUGUCCAUAUUAGGACAGAAACGACUCCUGUUGAGGAUUUACCCAAAGUAAAUUGUUUUGCAUGUAAAUAAUUUUGAUACUGAUUAAUGGUAUUUUCUGUAAGAAUGGACAUUGUUCUCUUGGUGAAGGAUAGCUAGAGCUUGAGUUAACUCUAAGCUUAGAGUGUUGACAUGCCUUCACAUUCAUCACGAACAAAUAGAUUUCAAACAGUCGCUUAACAAUUCAGAAUGUUGAAUAAACUUUAUUUGAACUCA
This is a messenger RNA of Oncorhynchus masou masou (cherry salmon), 1384 nucleotides long. RefSeq lists its product as uncharacterized. The record is from RefSeq and is a predicted model, not a curated record. Lineage: Eukaryota; Metazoa; Chordata; Actinopteri; Salmoniformes; Salmonidae. The transcript is spliced from 7 exons. The coding region runs from base 61 to 1119 and encodes 352 amino acids.